AUGGCCCAGGAGCCCCAUGCAGAGCUUCACCUGACUGUCCAGCAGAGAAGCCACACUGGGGAGAGGUCUUACGAGUGUGAUAAAUGCAGGAAGAGGUUUCAGACCAGCUCCAGUCUGCUCCAGCAUGAACACAUUCACACAGAAGAGAGGCCCUUCCACUGCCCUGACUGUGGGAAGGGCUUCAGGAACAACUUCUCUCUCAUCAGGCACCGGUGCAUCCACACUGGGGAGAGGCCCUACAAGUGUCCCAAGUGUGGGAAGAGCCUCAGCCUGAGCUCCCAUCUGAUUGUCCACCAGGGGAGUCACACGAAGGAACAGCCCUAUGACUGUGGGCAGUGUGGGAAGAGCUUCAGCAUGAGCCCCUCCCUGAUCAAACACCAGAUGAUCCAGACAGGGGAGAGGCCUUACAAGUGUGAUGAGUGCUGGAUGAGGUUUCAUACCAGCUCUGAUCUCCUGCACCUGCAGAUUCACACAGAGGAGAGGCCCUUCUGCUGCCCCGACUGCAGGAUGGAGUUCAAACACAACUCCCAUCUUGUCAGGCACUGGCGCAUCCACAGUGGGGAGAAGCCCUAUGAGUGUCCCCGGUGUGGGAAGAGCUUCUCCACGAACUCUCACUUGACCAGACACCAACAAAGCCACCGCUAA
Molecule: messenger RNA, 645 nt
Organism: Passer domesticus (house sparrow)
Lineage: Eukaryota; Metazoa; Chordata; Aves; Passeriformes; Passeridae
Product: zinc finger protein 436-like
Exons: 2
Coding region: 1-645 (214 amino acids)
Biological process (GO): regulation of transcription by RNA polymerase II
Molecular function (GO): DNA-binding transcription factor activity; RNA polymerase II cis-regulatory region sequence-specific DNA binding
Source: RefSeq, a predicted model, not a curated record